UAGAUGGCCAAUAACCCUCCAGGGACCCCAUCGCAGCACGGAGCACGUUGCCGCCCAACUGACGUCUGUGACCUGUUGUUGGACCAUAUAAGGCAGAAUUUUCACGCUUAUGAAGCAGCGGGGAGAGGCCAACAUGUCCGGCAGUUGGCGACCGAAGCCAGCAACUUGAAGCAGCAGCUGCUGGCGCAUGCCCUGCAGCCUAUGAUGUCUCAACAGCGGGUGCUGACAUUAAUGCAGAACACUAAGGCCAUCUUGGGCGAGAAUGCAUACCAUGAAACGCUACAGCGAGCAGUGUCGAUGAUUGCUACGGGCCCAGUGCAGCAGAAUGCAGCAGCAGCAGGGGCCCAGCCUCAGAAUAGCAGUAUCAUGCAGGCGUAUCUGAGGGCCCAGGCUCAGAGUAGAGGAGGGAAUGCACAGAUGACAGGGGCCACUCAGAAUUCAUCGGCAGUGGCGGCUGCUGCGGCGGCGAUAAUGCGACAAGGCCAUCAGAAUAGCGGCCAGGCUGCCACCCCAAAUCUACAGGGGCCUGCUCAGAAUCGAUUGCCAAUCAACAAUGCCCAGUUUAUCCAACAGCUCAGGGCUCUACAACAGCAGCAACAACAACAACAGCAGCAGCGGGCUGGACAACAGAGUAAUAUGCCGCAGCCAUCGACAGGGCAGCAAGCGGGUACUGGAUCGGGGGUUAGCAGUCAGUUGGCCAACACCCUACAAGAUCAGAUCAAUCGGAUCCUCUCGCCAAGGCCGAGCCCAAUGGGGUCACCGUCCUCAGCAGCAGGCAGUGAGCCUGUAAAGAGGCCCCGUGUUGAAGCCUCAGCAUCGCUAACACCAUCACGUCCCACUGGCAAUCUCCUCUUGCCACCUUCCGCCUCCCCGACCACUGGUGUGUCGCCGCAGCGGCCCACUACGCCGCAGACCCAUGGGACGCCCUCCCCUGUGGGUGGUGGAGAAGUGGGGGGUGCGACGGGGGAUGCCCUGGAUGCAUUGGAACAGCUCAUCAUGCAACAGCAGCAAGCCCCGACUGCUCCUAUAGCAUCUCCCUCUGCGUCACCGCUUUCUAUGGGCGUAAUGCCUCCCAAUGCUAGCCCCGGAUGGGAUGCUGGCUCGCCAUCGGCUAGUCCAUCGCCCCUCUCGCUGGCAUCGACACCGCAGAUCGACAUUGAGAGUGUUCGAAGAGCCCAUAAGGAGCAGAUGUUACUGAGGAUCAGUCACCGUGUCCAACGACGUGGUGUGGCGCUGGCCAGUGAGGAGGUGCUAACGGCAUUGGGAGAGGUCAUGGAGCACUGGGCUGAGGUGGCACAGCAGAUGCUGCAUCGGAUAAGCAAACACAGGGCGGAACUGUACCCAUCGCAGAUCGCAAAGCAUCUUUCCCAGAGUAGAGAUACGUCCACCGAGGAGUGGUAUCGGCGGAAAAAGGAGCAAGCCGCUUACAUGGGCGCACUAUGCAAGGCAGUGGUAGAGCAUCGAGAGCGGGCUACUCAGGAGGCGGCAGAGGCCCGGGCGAACCGGACAGGGACAGGCCAGGGAGCCAAGUCUCGAGCGGCAGCAGCGGCGGCCUCUCGAGCGGCCGGAGGGAGUCUACCGUCCCCGGAAGAAAUGCGGCAGCAGGAGAUGGAGCAACAACAAGCUAUGCAGGAUCGAUUAGUGACGGGGGCUAACAGGUCGUUGGUAAAUGCUGAGAGGAUGCUGUCGACGGAGAAUCAGCGGAAGCAGAUCGUUGCUGAGGCUCUGGAACAACACGUGACUAGCAUACAGGAUGUGCGGAAGGUAGGAUUGAGGGAUCUGAUGACGUUAUUGAAGAUGCCUCCUCCCAAUGGCCAUAGCACUUGGAUACACGGAGUUCCGAUGCCGGAAGGUAUGAGACAGCGGAUGCUGGUGGAGAUAUCCCAAGGGGCCUACUCGAGGGAAUAUAACGUGAGGAAUGAGCAGCGGUCCUCGGGAGGAGCUCGCGGCUGA
This is a messenger RNA of Perkinsus marinus ATCC 50983, 1953 nucleotides long. RefSeq lists its product as hypothetical. The coding region runs from base 4 to 1953 and encodes 649 amino acids. Lineage: Eukaryota; Perkinsozoa; Perkinsida; Perkinsidae. The record is from RefSeq and is a predicted model, not a curated record. The transcript is spliced from 16 exons.